Molecule: messenger RNA, 2065 nt
Organism: Pecten maximus
Lineage: Eukaryota; Metazoa; Mollusca; Bivalvia; Pectinida; Pectinidae
Product: N-acetylglucosamine-6-sulfatase-like
Exons: 12
Coding region: 269-1876 (535 amino acids)
Biological process (GO): glycosaminoglycan metabolic process
Molecular function (GO): N-acetylglucosamine-6-sulfatase activity; glycosaminoglycan binding
Source: RefSeq, a predicted model, not a curated record
CACAGGUAUACAUUAUGUGUGUAUAUCGCCCGCUCUGAACAUCAUAUGCUUUAUCUAUACAGAUUGGAUUAACUGUGUAUCACAAUCGGUUGACAAUGUUUCCGAUAAAAAUAACCGCUGGCCUUUCACAGGAACCUAUAUAAGUUACAAUUCUCAGACUUUUAUGUCACAAAUGUUUAUAAUAGCCAGACGUUUUGUAUUCAACCCAUCGUUAUCUAAAACAGAAAAGUGAGAGGAGUGAAUAUUCGUCAUUUGCUUGGGAACGACCAUGGUGCGAAAUGACUUAUUUAUGGACGUGGUAAUAUGGACAGUUUUCGUGACAAUGCUGACUACCCACGCCCAGGUUGAUGCCACACCAAACAUUGUUUUCAUCUUAACAGAUGACCAGGAUGUAGAGCUGGGAGGCACGAUUCCAAUCGAGAAAACACGUGAUUUAAUAGGAGGCCACGGGAAAGUGUUCGAACAGUUUUAUGUGAACACGCCCCUCUGCUGUCCGAGUAGGUCCAGCAUCCUAACCGGAAAACACGUGCACAACAAUUUGGCAGUAAACAAUUCUCUGGAGGGAAACUGCAGCAGCCCUGCGUGGCAACAGACACAGGAAGUAGAUGCCUUCCCGACCUACCUACACAGCCAAGGGUACACCACCUUCUUCGCCGGGAAGUACCUCAAUCGGUACGGUAACAAACAUGCCGGGGGCGUUAAACACGUACCUCCAGGGUGGACACAUUGGAACGGACUGGUGGGGAACUCUAAAUACUACAACUACUCUCUUUCUGUAGACGGCGUAGAAGAAAAACACGGCGAUGAUUACGACAAGGAUUAUUUCACCGACGUCAUCAAUAGAAAGGCUACAGCGUUUUUAAACUCGGCCCCACACGCUCCGUUUUUCAUGAUGCUGGCCACACCCUCUGCCCACGCCCCCUUUACUCCUGCUCCUCAGUAUCGGGACCACUUCAGCCAAGUCCGGGCCCCAAGGAACGGUUCCUUCAACAAACAUGGCUCGGAUAAACAUUGGUUAAUACGGCAGGCGAUAACACCCAUGUUGGACGAAUCUGUCCAGUAUCUAGACAGUAUAUACAGAGACAGGUGGCGCACGUUACUGUCGGUGGACGAUAUGGUGGAGAAUAUAGUUAACCUAUUGACUACAAAAGGCCUUAUCGAUAAUACCUAUAUCUUCUUUUCGUCCGAUAACGGUUACCAUGUCGGCCAGUUCUCGCUGCCAUCAGAUAAACGUCAACUCUACCAGUUUGACAUCCACGUGCCCUUCAUGGUCCGGGGGCCGGGCAUAACCCCAGGGACAACCAGUCAAGAUUUAGUCACUAGUAUUGACCUUGCUCCUACAUUUUUGGAAAUUGCUAAAAUCCCGCCUCCGUCCGACAUGGAUGGCUUGUCACUUCUUCCAAUGCUGCACUCCGAUAAACCAACUAAUACGCAGGACCGGAAAUAUCUUUUGAUUGAGCACCACGGAGAACAUACAGACGUUAUACCAGGAUGUCCUCAAUAUAACGACCAAAAUAUGGCGAACUGUCUGUCAGCCUGUGUUUGUGAGGAUUCCAUGAACAACACUUACUCUUGUAUAUUAGGCGGAGAGGAGGGACAAUUUUACAAGUACUGUAGACUCGAUGAUGACGAGAAUUUUGAAGAGUUUUAUGACCUGCAAGUGGAUCCUAGUGAACUUCGUAAUAUCGCACCUGUAAUCAAGAACAAUGUCUCAUUUUAUGAUCACGUGACCAGAACUUUGUCACACCUGAUUCAGUGCGAGGGAUCCUGGUGUACACAGAUCCCUAAUGAGGAGCUCUCGUGGGACUUCAAACAGACCUGUAUAGACGUAUUUAUGUAUAUAGGUGGACUUAUAAAGUCAAUACUUAACAUAUAAAUGUGUAGCGGAAAAGGCCCUAAUCAUUGUGCCAUCUAAACAUUGUAAAUCAAAUUGUAUACACUCGUUCAGGUAACGAAACUAGGAAUAUGAAUUAUACAUAUUUUUUAUGUCAGAAAGUUGAUUUGUUCAAUAUAUGAUUCUGGACACGCGUGUGGAUUUUGUCAAUAAAGAUUAACAUUAAAAAAU